AUGACCGCGAAAUCUUCUUUUGGUCAAAUGUGCUCGAAUUGCCAUAGCACCGCGACCUCUUUAUGGAGGCGUGGUCCUGAUAAUUCUUUGCUUUGUAACGCCUGCGGUUUAUACCAAAAGCACCGAAAUCAGGCCCGUCCUAUAAAGGCGGAAGAACUGCAGAAGGAUACACCUCCUGUUGCCAAACAGAUUUGCACAAAUGGAACCUGUUCUGGAGACGGUUAUUGCGAUGGAACAGGUGGAAGUGCUUCUUGUACUGGUUGUCCUGCCUUAAAUAAUCGUUUGAAAAGCAUUAGUUCGAAAUCGAGUAAGCUUGAUCGUUCUAGCCUGUCGCCCAAGCCCGACUCCUCCGUCAUCAGUAAAGAGUCCGAGACCUCUAACAGUGAAGAUGAACAGAAAUCUAAGUCCCCAGAAUCCGGGAUCUCUUUAAAGUCUGAAGGUAAUAAACGCCGUGCAAGCGAGCAAUUGGAAGGACCGACUCUGGUUGCUGCUAGCGAGUUGGGCGCUACAUGCUGUCAGAAUUGUGGUACUACCAAUACUCCCCUUUGGCGGAGAGACGAGUUAGGUAAUCCAAUUUGUAAUGCAUGCGGUCUUUAUUACAAGAUUCAUGGCAUACACCGUCCUGUGACCAUGAAGAAAGCUAUUAUCAAGCGAAGGAAACGUAUCGUCAUGCACAACAACCAUAAUGUAACUUCACAGUCUUCUAAACAGGCUGCUUCGCAAGCCACCGAUGCACAUAAACAUGCCAAAAGCUCGUCACCAAAAGAAACCUUAAUGGUCAAGCCCAUGAAUGGCGAUGAAUCCAAUAAUAUCCACAGAGUAUCCGAUAAACCCAUUGAUUAUGGUUCUCCCGCUAAUGCUUUACUCAACCCUGCUGGUUCUUUUCAUCAUCCCGCUUAUCCACCCAAUGGGUACAGCGGAAUAUUGCCUCCCGUAGUUAAUUCAUCUCCUUUAUUGACACUAUCAAGACUUGCUGCAGGUGAGCCUGAUACGAAUAACCAAUAUCUUUAUGCUUACAAUAAAGUUCCGGAAGCUGCUCACUCUUUGGGAGUUCCGCCUGAGACUCAAACCGAUAGUUCAUUGAACUUGGCAAAUAACAUCGUCAACAGAACAAUCGGCGAGAUUCCUCAAAAUGCACGACCAGUUUAUUCUUCCCCACUUCCUCCAAUGAACGUUAGUCCUCCUUUUAAUAAACUUACGGGCUCACCAUUACCCGUCGGUGAAGUGAACGGAAAAGAACCUGUAAAGCAGGAAAAUAGUGUUUUGAACAAAAAAUGGCAUCUUCCUCCAAUUCUUCCUGUAGGUGAAUCCGUGAAUUUACCCAGUCGUGAACAGAAAAAACCAAAAAUUACGGAAGGCAUUGCUUCUCUGCUAAAUCCUGAAGAACCGUCGGGUUAUUCAAAUUCCGGACACACUAAAGUUGUGGAUGAAAAGCUGAAAAUAGCUCCUUUGCAAACCAAUCAAGCUUCCAGUUCUUUGCUUUUGAAUGCACCUCCUUCACCAUUACAAUUUCCUCCGGAAUUACAAGCAUCCCCUGUUGACCAACGACAGUAUGCUUUAAAUGUGCUUUCUGAGCUUCGUUCCAAACAUGAUAGUAUGGUGCAAGAACUGUCUAAUAUAAACUAUACUAUGGUAAAGAUUGACACGUGGUUACGCUCAUCUAAUGUGAAUGAAUUGGUUACGAAUGGCACACCAGUCGCGAAUCCUUCCGUAAACUCUGGUGUACUGCAGACCUAA
Schizosaccharomyces osmophilus is the source of this 1737-nucleotide messenger RNA. RefSeq names its product DNA-binding transcription factor, iron-sensing Fep1 (gene fep1). Gene Ontology annotation, biological process: positive regulation of transcription by RNA polymerase II; negative regulation of transcription by RNA polymerase II. NCBI's taxonomy places the organism in Eukaryota, Fungi, Ascomycota, Schizosaccharomycetes, Schizosaccharomycetales, Schizosaccharomycetaceae. The record is from RefSeq and is a predicted model, not a curated record. Gene Ontology annotation, molecular function: RNA polymerase II cis-regulatory region sequence-specific DNA binding; zinc ion binding; DNA-binding transcription factor activity, RNA polymerase II-specific. The transcript has a single exon. The coding region runs from base 1 to 1737 and encodes 578 amino acids.